This is a messenger RNA of Xenopus tropicalis (tropical clawed frog), 1329 nucleotides long. RefSeq names its product vomeronasal type-2 receptor 26. NCBI's taxonomy places the organism in Eukaryota, Metazoa, Chordata, Amphibia, Anura, Pipidae. The record is from RefSeq and is a predicted model, not a curated record. Gene Ontology annotation, cellular component: membrane; plasma membrane. Gene Ontology annotation, biological process: G protein-coupled receptor signaling pathway. The transcript has 3 exons. Gene Ontology annotation, molecular function: G protein-coupled receptor activity. The coding region runs from base 1 to 1059 and encodes 352 amino acids.
AUGUCGGGUAGGGUGUUCCUCACGGCUCCCCGCUCUGUGUGCAGUAGCAGCUGCCUCCCCGGCUCCAGGAAAGCCAAACGGGAAGGACAACCCCUCUGUUGCUAUGAUUGUGUUCCUUGUGAGGAGGGAGAAGUCUCUAAUCAAACUGAUAUGGACUAUUGUAUGAAAUGCCCAAAGGACCAGUGGCCCAAUAAGAGAAGGGAUAGGUGCCUCCAAAAGUUGCUGGAAUUUCUCUCCUACCAAGACCCACUGGGUGCAGGUUUGGGUGGGGCCUCCAUUGGCCUUUCUGCUUGUGCAAUAACAAUACUGGGAGUUUUCAUCAAAUUCCGUGCAACGCCUGUUGUUAGAGCCAAUAAUACAAAUAUAAGCUACACAUUCCUGGUCUCUCUCUGUCUCUCGUUCCUCUCGUGCCUGCUCUUUAUAGGCCAACCUAAACCUCUCGCGUGCAUGGUCAGACAAGCUGCCUUUGGGUUGGCUUUCUCCAUUGCUGAAUCCUCUAUACUCGCUAAAGCCGUCACAGUUGCCGUUGCCUUCAGAGCUACAUCCCCGGACAGCCAGCUGAGAAGGUGGGUUGGACCCAGACUGCCCAUCUAUAUAGUCAUUGGCUGCUCGGUGGGACAGGCAGUCAUUUGCUUAGCAUGGAUGGUCCUCUCUCCACCAUUCCCAGACUACGACAUCCAAUCAGAGAAAGGAAAGAUGAUCCUUAUCUGCAAUGAGGGAUCAGCUAUUCUGCUUUAUGUGGAGAUUUCCUACCUUGGGAUUUUGGCUCUGUUGAGCUUCACUGUUGCGUUUCUUGUGAGGAACUUACCCGACUGCUUCAAUGAGGCCAAAUACAUCACUUUCAGCAUGUUGGUGUUCCUCAGCGUCUGGGUCUCUUUCAUCCCCUCCUACCUGAGCACCAAAGGAAAAUACAUGGUGGCCGUGGAGAUAUUUGCCAUCCUGGGUUCCAGCACAGGGUUACUGGCUUGUAUAUUUAUACCCAAAAUGUGUCUUAUUCUACUGAAGAGAGGCCUCAGCUCUAAAGUACAUGUCUUUAGUUACCCAAAGUUACAAAAUUAGCAGGCACGUAGCCUAGAAGUUGACUGCACCCCUAUAAACUCUUAGGGGGGAAUUCACAAAAGUGGUGAUAUUGAGACAAAUAAAAAUUAAAAUUGGUUUGUGGGAUUUCCUGCCAUAGUCACAAACCUCCAUUUUCACUUCUGUGUCUUUGAAACAGAAUUUUUCAGAAUUGUUUUGUGAAUUGGUCAGUCUGCCAUCAGGUGACUCUCAGCUGUACCUGUGUCUUUUACUAAUGAUUGUUCCUUUAGCUCCUCCUCCUAAACCUGUCAG